CGAAGACGUGGCGAUGUUAUCGUUGACAGGAUCGGUUUACUUUUAGCUGAACUCAACAAAGUGAACAAAGUCUGUUGCGGUCACGACGCUUACACUAACGCGAUAAUCUACGAGAAUGAACGCUGAAAUAGAUUCAUGGGGAAGUAAUGCGUUUAAUAGGCCUCGAUUACUUCUCAUUUUUAAAGGGACCGGACAUUGUAUUUAACGAUACUCUGCGUGCAAGUUAGCGCAUCGAAAAGUGUUGACUCUAGCAGAGAGAUAAUUUCCAAAAACCCCGCUAUGAGUCGCCACUUGACGAAGAUUCAAGAUCGUGAUACUGCUCAAUAAUAAGUCACUGCUUCAUAUAUGUUAAGUAGUAUAACUCAAAGAGCUGAUCAGCUAUUUUCCUUAUUGGCCGGCAGAAAAAAUUAUGGAGACAUCUCGUGGAGAAUUUGAAACGACUCUGAUUUAGCUGACGUAGCCGAUGCAGCAUCCUAACUGCUAACCCUAACCUGGCCUAAGAACUUUACCGGAUAUAAUUACUUGUACCGUGUGGUUUGGUUGAGUAAAACUAUAUUCAUCUACAAUAUUUAUUUUUACUGUCAUUAUGUCGUUUUUUAUAAGAAAUAAUCGAGGAGAUGGAAGAGUAAAACGCAAGUUCAAUGGUGCUCAAUCUAUAUCAAAACAAUCAAAGAAAUUUGCAAAGAAGCCUAUAUCUGAUGAUGAUGAAAGUAUUGCGAGUACAGAUGAAGAGUUUGCAGAAGAAAAUUUUAAAAGCAAAACUGAAAGAUUCGUGAGUGAGAGUGAGGAAGAAGAAGAAACUGCACAAGAAAAACGUAUUAGACUUGCAAAGAAGUAUAUAAAAGAAAUUGAAGAAGAAGAAAAAGAUAGAGCAGAAUUUGAAGAAGGUGCUGUUUCACAAAGAUUACACAAAGAAUAUUUAGAAGAGAAAGGUCGAUUAAGGAAAACUGUAGCAAUAUGUUACAUUGGUCACAAGGAUCUUAUCUCAUUAAAAUGUAAAGAGCACAAAACAUCCAUUACCUGUAUAUGUCUCUUAAGUGAUGGAAGUGUAUUGUACUCUGGAGCUAAAGAUGGGAGUAUAGUUAAAUGGUCAUUAAAAACACAUUCUAAAUUAAUAGCCCUUAAAGGGAAAAAAGUAAAAACAGAAGUUACUUUGAGCCAUUACAUACAGUGUUUAGCAAUUAGCACAGAUGGAAAAUUUCUGGUUGUAGGAGAUAGGGAUUGUAAUGAUAUAAAAGUACUUUGUGGCAACACUUUGAAACAUAUAAAAAAUCUACAAGGUCAUAGAGGUUCUGUGUCUGGAUUGGUAUUUCGCAAGAACACUCACACUUUGUACUCUGCUUCUACUGAUAGGAGUAUAAAAGUUUGGAACCUGGAUGAUAUGGCUUAUGUUGAAUCUUUCUUUGGACAUCAGGGUGGCAUCACGUCCAUCGAUGCGCUCUCACGAGAGCGUGCCGUCACAAGCGGUUUCGAUAGUAGUAUCAGGAUAUGGAAAAUAGUCGAAGAAUCGCAACUGAUAUUCAAUGGACAUAGCAAUAAUUCCAUCGACGAGGUUAAACUCAUUAAUGAGGAAAAUUUCUUCAGCUGUGGCAGCGACGGACAACUCUGCGUCUGGAGCUCUUUAAAGAAGAAACCGUUGUGCACUGUGACGGAGGCGCAUGGGAAGGAUGAAACUAAUAACCAAGCGCUGUGGAUUUCAAGCAUUGCAGCAUUAUUAAAUACAGAUUUAGUGGCAUCAGGUUCGCGAGACGGCAGCAUUAAACUGUGGCAAUGCGGCGAAGCAUUUAGAUCGUUAAAUCCGCUGUUUGAAGUUAAAAUACCAGGAUUUAUAAAUGCACUUGCUUUUACGCCUGACGGAAAUCAUCUUAUUGCUGGUGUCGGUCAGGAGCAUAGAAACGGUAGAUGGUGGCGAGUAGGAAACGUGAAAAAUUGUAUUGUUGUUAUACCAUUAAUACGUAAUGAAAAAACAUAAAUAAUUGACUGAUAAAUAGUUAUGUAUAUACAUGUAUUAUAUAUUUUUUAUCUUUAACCACUAUUUUUUUUAAUAAAAAAAUACCUCAGAUUUUAA
Odontomachus brunneus is the source of this 2068-nucleotide messenger RNA. Its product is annotated as U3 small nucleolar RNA-interacting protein 2-like. Bases 587 to 1972 code for a protein of 461 amino acids. Gene Ontology annotation, cellular component: small-subunit processome. The transcript is spliced from 10 exons. The record is from RefSeq and is a predicted model, not a curated record. Gene Ontology annotation, molecular function: protein binding; snoRNA binding. NCBI's taxonomy places the organism in Eukaryota, Metazoa, Arthropoda, Insecta, Hymenoptera, Formicidae.